Molecule: messenger RNA, 2259 nt
Organism: Scylla paramamosain (green mud crab)
Lineage: Eukaryota; Metazoa; Arthropoda; Malacostraca; Decapoda; Portunidae
Product: protein extra-macrochaetae-like
Exons: 2
Coding region: 235-678 (147 amino acids)
Biological process (GO): negative regulation of transcription by RNA polymerase II; cell differentiation; circadian regulation of gene expression
Cellular component (GO): nucleus; cytoplasm
Molecular function (GO): transcription regulator activity; protein dimerization activity
Source: RefSeq, a predicted model, not a curated record
GCUAGUGUACAACAUUACGUCGGUUGGUGCGUGGCUGCGUCAACUCUACUCGCUGCCGCUUCCUCACGCGCCCCACAACGCCUUUCACGCCGCAGGUUCUGGCUUGCCGCCCCACAGCCCCCAAGGCCGCCUCCCUCCCGACGAGAAAGGAAUCUGGCAACACAGGUGUGAGCGAGUGUGUGUGGUCCGCCCGAGGACACCUGGCCGCCCGUUUUGACCUCAAGUGCCGCUGCCAUGAAGUCAGCCACCUCACGCUCUUCCAGGGACCCGCCAGAAGUACGGCAAGAGCGACAAGAAAUACGUGAGUACCUCGAUAAACUGCGGCAGCUGGUGCCAGGAUGCCCCAAGGCGGGCAAGCUCUCGCGUCUGGCGGUGAUUCAACACGUGAUUGACUACAUAGUGGAACUUCAAGACACCUUGGUGCACCACCCCGUCAACGCCGCCGCGCUGGCCGCCGAACAGGACGUGGCGCAUCUCGCCCACGUAGACCCGCUACUGGCCCUCCAGCGCCUCGGCGCCCAUAAGCGCACACACACGCCUUCGCUAACAUCCGACGCGGCAAAGUCCAGCAGCAUGGUGACCAAGACUAAUGCUGACACUGCCGUCAGGAAAAAUAACAGCAACUGCAGACGGCCGCUGGGCGUUUUGUCGUCCCUUAAAAACCAAAGACACCAAUAAGAGAAUCCGUCCGUCACUGCCCUGCCGCCGCCCACUUGCGAACCGCCGGUGAGAGAUGGAACAAUAUUACGUUUAAGGCAAGUGUGAAAUAACAGAUGGCGUUGGCCAAAUACGUCGCCUCGCCGUGGCAGCCCGACGCCCGAAAGGGAGGUGUGGCCGGCCGCCCUCCGCCACGCUGGCCCUGACCCGUCAGACGGCCCGCUGCCCAUAUUGGUAACAAGACUUCCCCCCUCCCCCACUCUCUGCCCUUCUCCUACCCCAACGUCAGCGGUACCCCCCCCCCCCCACACACACCACUUAACCCGGAAACACCUCUCGCCUAGCCCUCUCAUCUCGGAGAGGCGUGCAGCCGCCCACCGCCCACGCCGCCUCAUGUACCCGCGGUGAGGUGGUGCCUAGAGGGAGGAGGAAAGAUGACAUGUGGGCUGCGCCACACCUGCACGCGAUGAUGGUGGUGGUGGUGGUGGUGGUGGUGGAGAUGGCACCUUCAACACCCACCCCCACUUCCCCUCUCUUUACCAACCCCAUACUCUUUCCCUUCUUCGAACGGAUCGCCUCCCACCUAACCCUCACCCCACCUGCACACCUGCCCUGCAGAGGAAGUGCAGCUGGUCUACUCAGCGACACGUGACACUCCGUCCUGGGGUCACCGCCGAUAAGAGAGGGCCGCCCCCCGCGUCCCCAGCCCGGCGCCCCCCGGGCAGCUGUGGCCUAGUCAGGCGGCGCGCAGGUGUGGGUGACGGCGGGAGCAGCUGCGGGAGACACCAGGUUUCACGAGGACCCCCUUCGUCUUCGAUCACCCCAACUCCAGCACACCUCAGGGUCGUGAGGAUCACCAACUCUGCCGCCUGAGUCGACGCGAAGUAAUGAGGACGUCCGGGCGGCACCACGCUUUCAAGGUCACACCAGGUCACUCCUCGAUGAACUCGCCCAGCUCCCUGUCAGCUCACCAAGCUCAGCAGUAACACUUAUUUAUUUUGCUCAUUUACUUCUCGAUCCUGAGAAGCAAUUACUUCUUGCGGCGUACAACGCAGGACAGCUGUCGCCCUCGGGCAUCGCUGCAGUGCUGAGCGCGGAAGAGGCAGAGCCGCGGUUUAUAAGUUGUCAUAAACCAUCUUGAAGGUAACGCCCCCAGCUCCUCUCCCUGUCGGUCACCUGGUGGUCUCUCCCUCACGCUGCCAGGGGGUGAAGGCCAUUCGACACCCCCGCUUAUACAUACUGAAUUAUUUGGGAUAGGAACCGUUAAGCAGCGUACAAGGCGACAUCUGUCCAAUAAUCGCCACGGAUCAAUUAUAAAAUAUCUGGCCAGCUGCCGCUGCCUCGGCGCGCCUCACCGUCAGCUGCCACGGGAGGUUCCCGCACCCGGGGACCGCGCCCGUGACGCAGGGCACCAGCUGCUGCCUCAGUUCAGUCCUCUCAGAAAAAAGGGGUCCACCUGUUCCACAUCUUUCACUGGAAGCCUCGAUGAGUUGCUCCGCGCCACGGGGAUGAGUGGCGCCAUCUCAGGCUGGGCAAGGAGGCAACUCUGUGUGUGUGUGUGUGUGUGUGUGUGUGUGUGUGUGUGUGAAGGGCCGCCAGCAG